AUAUAUUUGCAGUCUCGUCUCAAGCAAUCCCAAAUUAAACCAUUUUCCAUGGACUCAGUGCAGCCUGAAAAACCAGCCCCUGAAGACAACCUUCAACGCAGAAAUGGCAACGAAGUGAAAGAGAAGGGUCGUUCUGACGCCUCGGCGUCCACUGGGCAUGAUUCAACCAUUACUCGUACAGGCCAAGGCUACUGGACGCUUAGCAUGGGGAAGAAAAAGAGCAGCUUUAAAGCAGAAGAUGACGACGACGACGACAGCAGCGGCAGCAGUAGCAGUGAGAGUGAAGAAGAUGAGAAGGAAGUGGUUGGACCAAAGCAGAAGCUGAAAUGGGAGAUGACGAUCAGCAAAAAGAGAGUCGACGGGAGAUCAGCCAAAAGAGAAUGAAUGAAUACACAUUACCAAAAUAAAUAAAUAAAUAAAAGCCCCCACCCCCUCAAAUUAAUGGGUGGUGGACUGACUGGACUGGACUGGAGAUAAGUUGCAUCCAUCCUCUUUCUACUUAAAUAAAUAAAUGUUAUGUUCUUACCUUUUA
This is a messenger RNA of Diospyros lotus (date-plum), 532 nucleotides long. RefSeq lists its product as uncharacterized. The record is from RefSeq and is a predicted model, not a curated record. NCBI's taxonomy places the organism in Eukaryota, Viridiplantae, Streptophyta, Magnoliopsida, Ericales, Ebenaceae. Bases 49 to 384 code for a protein of 111 amino acids. The transcript is spliced from 2 exons.